CUUUGGUUCUCAAACAAAUGGUUCUCAAUAAACCCAUUGGUUUAAAACUUCUCUUCUCCUAAACCAUUCUCUACUUCCUUUUCAUUUCCUCCAAACAGACCUCUCAAUUUCUACUCAAGCUCUCAUUUCUUUAUCUUCUUCUGUUUGGUUGUGUUUCUUUCUUUAUCAGAAUUUUGUUUCUGUUGUGUCAUUUUCUCUAAAAAUCUCUCCAUGGAUUUGUUUAAAUUAACAUCAAGCUCUACCAAAAACAUCUCACAAUCCUUCGUUAACAAAAAUCACCUCCGCAGCGUGAACUAUUCUGAAGGAAUCUAUCUACGCAAAAUCACAGAAUCAGAUAUAAGCCCGAAUCCCAUCAUCAUCACGCCACACGAAAACCUUUACUUGGGAAGAAAGAAAGCAGAAGAAGAAGGCGAAAUCGAUGUUUUUGGAGCGGAAAAGUACUUCAACCAUGUGGAUGAUGAAAAUCUUAAAGUUGGAGCAAUCAAGUACAAGUAUGCUAAGGACGAACAAUCGGUUGAAAUAGGCCUUGUGAAGCCCAAAAUUCAACCAGGAACUCCAAGUAUUUAUUCGGAAUCAAGUUCGAAUAUCCAAAAUGUAUUAUUGCAAAAUGUUGUGAGAAAUUCGCCCCGGAGAAACGCUAAGAAGAUACAUGGCAAGAAGGGUCUUCUUGCCUGUCUCGCGUGCAAUUGUUCUUGCAACGACAGGGACUCUGUUGAAACUGAUGAACAAUUUAGUGAAAGUAAGUCAAAGACAAGAGAUGGAACGGUUUCAAAAGAACAUAUCGAGAAUGGCCACCACACGGUUGAUUUAGCCCAAAUCAAUGCAUCCCGGUUGCAUUGCAUGAAGAUUGAUGAGGUGGGAAAUGGUUUCACUUUCCCAAUCUUGAAUUCGAAGGCCGAAAAUCUAGCAAUUAAAGCGCGUUUACAAGAACACGACGACGAUGAUGACAAACAGAGAGAGUUUUUUGAGGUGUUUGGAUCCCCGGUAUUGGAGAAGAAAAUCCAGGCAGGGUCUGAUGGAAUAAUAAUACACACCGAUGCUGAAAGCGAUGCAAGUUCUGAUUUAUUCGAGAUUGAGAGCUUAAAAAACAAUCCUAAUUACCCAUAUUUACUAAGACAGGCCUCGGAUGGGAUGUCCAGUUGUGUCACGCCGACGAAUUGUUAUGCGCCAAGUGAGGCAAGCAUAGAGUGGAGCGUUGGCACGGCCAGCGCUGUUGAUUUUUCAGCAAUGUCUGACACCGCGGACCUAAUAACGUCCUCGGAAGUCGUGACAAAAGCCCAAAAAAUGGGUCUGAAUGAGAAAACUGGGGUUAGUAAAGAAGCAGACAGGCAGCGUUCUGGCAUACUGUCGAGUUGUAAGAGCCAUAAAGCUGUCAGAGUCGCAGGAGAUGCUUACCGGACAAAUGGAAAGGCGAACCCUGACCCGCGAACGCACGGUCGCGAGUUGGGCUCGUUUGGACCGGUGACACAGUUACAACCGGAAAAUUAGCUGACAAGCAUUGAUUUUGAUGCACACUCGCUCUCCUGCUCACACUCUGCGCGUGCUUCCGCGCUUUUUGCGCAUUGGGUAAUAUAGAAUUCGAUUACUAAGUAUGAUCGAUAGAUAUAUUAUCGGUAGGGUUGAUGGGUUUUUAGAAAAUAAAUCUGUUUUGCUACUUACUAUCACCAAUGUCUUCAUUGUUGAUUAUGAGUGAAGUUUUAACCUAAGAAAUUGAUGGUUUGGAUGUGCCUAUUUUUUUGGUUUAAUACACAACGGGAUUGUUUUCAGUUUCGCCGAACAACGUACACGGCAAAGUUGCUUUUUGAA
Molecule: messenger RNA, 1806 nt
Organism: Camellia sinensis
Lineage: Eukaryota; Viridiplantae; Streptophyta; Magnoliopsida; Ericales; Theaceae
Source: RefSeq, a predicted model, not a curated record